AGAGUCGCGUAGUGACGUGUGGGGCUGUAUGGAGGAUGCCCCCAGAGUGGGAGUCAGGGAGCCACGAGUCCCCAGACGAUCCCCACAACUCCCACAACCCCCAGAACCUGGAACUCCUCUGUCACCUUGACAACAGCGCCCAUGGCAACGCCUCCAGUGUCCUGUGGGAGCCCAUGGGAGAUGGGACGCGUGUGAUCUCUCUGGCUGAUAACCACGCUCUGCUCUGGGACUUGACGGAGAGCUCUACCCAGGCCACGAUCUCCAGCAGUGCCACCCUAGAGGGUAAAGGUCAACUGAAAUUCACCUCUGGGAAGUGGAGUCCGCAUCACAACUGUACCCAGCUGGCCACAGCCAACGACACAGCCAUCAGAGGCUGGGACCUCCGCACCAUGAGUCAGAUCUACUGUAUAGAGAAUGCUCAUGGACAACUGGUUCGAGACCUUGACUUCAAUCCCAACAAACAGUACUACCUGGCCAGCUGUGGGGACGACUGCAAGGUCAAAUUUUGGGACGUGAGAAACGUCAACGAGCCAGUCAAGAGUCUGGAGGAGCACUCUCACUGGGUGUGGAGCGUUCGCUACAACCACUCUCAUGAUCAGCUGCUGCUGACCGGCAGCAGUGACAGCAGGGUGAUUCUGUCCAACAUGGUGUCCAUCUCCUCCGAGCCCUUCGGUCACCUGGUGGACGACGAUGACCUCAGCGACGGAGAGGACAACCACCAGUACAACAAGAGCAAGGAGCCCCUGCAGGACAGUAUCAUCUCUACCUAUGAGGAGCAUGAGGACAGUGUGUACGCAGUAGAGUGGUCCUCAGCAGACCCAUGGCUCUUUGCCUCUCUCAGCUACGAUGGCAGACUGGUCAUCAACAGGGUCCCCCGUGCACUCAAAUACCAUAUCCUGCUCUAGACAGACUACACACUGGACCGACGACUGGACUCAUCAUAGAGUGACGGAGAAGAGGGCGAGGAAGGAGGAGCGAUGAGGAGGGGAGCCGACCGUGUCCGACACCCGUCAGGGGAGCCACACUCGGCAGACCCUGCACACAAAAUUUCUCUUUCUCUCUUUUUUUCUCACUCUCCAUCCAUCCCUCCCUCUCUCUCUCUCUUUCUUUCUCUCUCUCUCUCUCUCUCUCUCUCUCUCUCUCAUUUUCUUUUUCUCUCCCUCACCCUUUCUACAAAACAACUGAUUACGUUAUACAUUCCCCUUAAUGAUGCAUCUGACUCUAUGUUUGCUAAGACAGAGAAAAUACAAAACUGCCAGUAAUCUAUUCUGUAUAUUGUCAAGUAAAUGCUAUUUAUGUCAA
Oncorhynchus masou masou (cherry salmon) is the source of this 1302-nucleotide messenger RNA. RefSeq names its product EARP-interacting protein homolog. The record is from RefSeq and is a predicted model, not a curated record. The transcript has 6 exons. Gene Ontology annotation, molecular function: protein binding. NCBI's taxonomy places the organism in Eukaryota, Metazoa, Chordata, Actinopteri, Salmoniformes, Salmonidae. Gene Ontology annotation, biological process: protein ubiquitination. The coding region runs from base 36 to 905 and encodes 289 amino acids.